AAAGUGGCCUUAGAGAGAGGACACUUCCUCUUGUAGUAGACACUUAUCUCUGCAGAAGGGUUCUGCUGACCAAGAGGGAGGACUUCUACCAGAGACCUGUGUGUGUGGUCAGUUUCAAUCCUGCAAAAUUUCCCUUUAUUUACUGGAAUUUGUCACCGCCCUUGGAGUGGUUCAAACUCUGUGAUGUCCUCAUAUACAUGGAAAAAGUGAAAAAAUGAUUCCCUUUAAAACUUCUAGCCGGGUGCAGAGACACACACCUGCAAUCCCAGUGCUCUGGGAGGAUGAGGCAAGAGAGUCUCAGCCAAAAGAACGGAACACUGAAAAGUCACGACUGUGUCUUGGUUUACACAUCGGAGACUCAGGCAAGCAAACACCACACUGCAGAGAGCAGCUGGAUUGGCCUCACCACCAAGAUGCUGAAAGCCAAGCGGCUAGAAGAAAUCAACACAUGUUACAGCAGCACCGGGCUGGAGAAAGUGACGUUUUUCCAGUGCAUGAAGGAGGUGGAGAAAGUGACGUGCUUCCUGGAGGAAAAUUCCAGCGAACUGGAUCCAAGUUCCGGAAAACAUGAGGCUGAAGAGAAGGCAUGGUUGAACUCUGGCCUGGAAGAAAGGACACCGGUCAAAGGUGAAAGGUCAUCAGUUGUCACAGAGAGAUCUACCGAGAACCACCACCUCUUCUCUGAGAACGAAAAGAUUGAUCAACUCAACAAGAAAAAUUCUGAGAAGACCAGCACCUCUGUAGCCCAGCACGGCUUUAGCAUAUGCUCUACCGAAAGAGUAGGCAUCGAGGAAGGCUUUGCUUCAAGAAAUUCCACAGAACCAAGAGAGGAGACAGAUGGAGAAGACGUUUCAUGCACACAGAGCCUAAAGGGGCAGGAGGAGAAUAUUAGUGCUGGAGAUGACAAGCCGGCUGCUGUGGAUGAAGAUGAAUGUCUAAGGUUCGAAGGAGGGAAACAUGGGCUCCAUCCCAAGGAAGACACUGGGGGAAGGGCAGCUGAGGAAGGAGGAUCAACAGCCACAGGCAGGACAGAGCGGGACCAGUGCUUACGUGGUCAGAGCAGUGCUGCUCAGUCCUGGGAAAGGUGUCCCAGCAGCAUAAAAGCUAUUUCUACACUGGGAACCCGAAGAAAUUCUGCAGCGGGAUCCCCUUUGCAGAGCGCUGAGCAGGCAGAGUUGGGGGGCAGCAGUAAACGAAGAGUGACAGAGGAGUCCUGCGUGGGUGAGGACAACAAGAAGAGCAGGAGAGACACAGUGGGUCUGGGUGACGACAGUGCAACUGUAGCGACCCGAGAAGCCAGACAAGGCCAGAUGCACGCACAGGGCGAAGCCCCGGAAUCCACUGGAGUGAAGACCCCCAGGACGCAAGAUCUGGUGGCCCCACUGGAUGACAGCCUGGCCCCCGCUGCCCCAUUUGAUCAUCGUAUUGUGACAGCCAAACAAACAGCAGUCAAUAGCUUGUAUACUGUGAGCAAAACAGAGAUCCUGGGAGGAGGGCGUUUUGGGCAGGUUCACAAGUGUGAGGAGAAGGCAACAGGCCUGAAGCUGGCUGCCAAAAUCAUCAAGACCAGAGGCGCGAAGGACAAGGAGGAGGUGAAGAACGAGAUCAAUGUCAUGAACCAGCUGGACCACGUGAACCUCAUUCAGCUCUAUGAUGCCUUCGAGUCCAAGAACGACAUCAUCCUGGUCAUGGAGUAUGUGGAAGGCGGGGAGCUGUUCGACCGCAUCAUUGAUGAGAACUGCAGCUUGACGGAGCUCGACACCAUCCUGUUCAUCAAGCAGAUCUGCGAGGGCAUAAAACACAUGCACCAGAUGUACAUCCUCCACUUGGACCUCAAGCCUGAGAAUAUCCUGUGUGUGAAUCGGGAUGCUAAACAAAUAAAAAUUAUUGAUUUUGGAUUGGCCAGAAGAUACAAACCCAGGGAGAAACUGAAAGUGAACUUUGGAACCCCUGAAUUUCUUGCCCCAGAAGUUGUGAACUAUGAUUUCGUCUCCUUCCCUACAGACAUGUGGAGCGUGGGGGUCAUUGCGUACAUGCUACUUAGUGGUUUGUCCCCUUUCCUGGGUGAUAAUGACGCAGAGACGCUGAACAACAUCCUGGCGUGCAGGUGGGACUUAGAGGAUGAAGAAUUUCAGGACAUCUCAGACGAGGCCAGGGAGUUCAUCUCCAAGCUCCUGAUAAAAGAGAAAAGUUGGAGAAUAAGUGCCAGUGAAGCUCUCAAGCACCCCUGGUUGUCAGACCACAAGCUCCACGCCAGACUCAGUGCACAGAACUGCAGCUCCAAUGCUCAUACGCUAAUGACCAAAUAGUCCAAGGAAGAGGCCCUUUUGAAAGGAAAACUGCUGUGGUUGCUGCUGCUUUGAGAAGACUUUUGGAAAAAUCAGCAGUUCGGAUGACUUGACCCUCAGAUGAGUGGCAGCUGGCCACAGCAGAGGAGCCCUUGAACUUGAACUGGGACACCGCUGCCUCCCUCAGCCAGGACACCUGUGCGGGUCCCCGGGGUGCAGGCAGACCCCAUCCUACACACCGCACAGUGGGGAGAUGUUUCCUGCCUCCUUGAGUUAUUUUUAUUUUAUUAUUUUUUUAAGUUUUGGAUGUUAGUCACUGGGGCAGGGGUAUGUUAUGCCUGCUAUUUCUCAGAUUACCCGAGCAAUCAGAGUUGAGAUUUAUUUGAGAUUUAAGAACCUGGAGGCUUCAUUUAGAGGCAGAAAGUGGCUUCCACUCAUUAAAUUGUGUCUCUCCAAGGGGUGAUCGUAUCUUUCGGAAAAUUCUCUGUUUGGCACACCCUUGGACACUUCUUGGUUGGCCUGGAAUCAGGUGAAGUCAGUGGGUAAAUAAUUUGCUUGCUGGACGCCUUCUUUGAAUGCAGAAGCAAAAGGCCUGAGCCAUUGUCUCUUUCAUUUAUUCUGGAAUCUUCCCCCAAGCACAUCAGUUUCUUCCGAGUAGCUGGUUCUGCUUUCAGAUUAGUCCUGCUUUCGCAUGACGUGCUUCCUGUUCCUGUCCCAUGGGCCAUUCGUAACCCAUACGAAGACCAAUCUUCAUACCUAUGCAGUCUCCUGUGCCUCCUCAGAGGUCUGCAAAGAAGAAACAGCAGCCAGACGCCAAAGGUGAAGGACCCUCUGCCUCUUGCGUGCUCUUUGAGCACGACAGUGAUUCCCAGUUGGAAGCUUCUUAUUCCUAAACUCUCCAGCCAUUUCCUGACGGUCAUUUAUAAGGGUCGUGAGUGCUAUUGCGGGUGGCAUUUGGGGUACAGCGAGGAGCAGAGCUGAAAGAUCAAACGUGUACAGUUUCCUUACGAAGAAGGAAUGAGCCAGAGCUGCCCAGGCGUCGUCACACUCAGCACCACACUCGCCCCAAAGCCCUGGGACCUCCCUGCAGUCUCCAGUUCCAUAUCCUGCCUGGUAGCAGGAUGUGGUGGCCAAUGGCUGUGAUCCCAGCAGUCUGGGAAGCUGAGACAAGACAGUCACAUGCUUGGGCCCUGCCUGAGCCAUUAGCAAUUUAGCAAGACCCUGUCUUAAGAUGAAAAAAUUUUUAAAAAGAGCUGGAGAUAUAGCUCUGAGUAAAAACCAAACAGACCAAAGAACUAAUGCUGUUGUGUUGAAAUAGGCUGCACCAGCUCCCUACCGUGUAGCCCAGCGUGUUGUCCAGGCGAGGUUGUUGCGACAGCAGCGAAGGACAUGUAGUGAGAGUUACUUGGUGGCUGUGUCAGGAAGGGAGAGGAACGCUCCUCCCUUCUCUCCCACCCGAGCUCGCCAGUCCUUAAGGUGCGCCCACAGACAUAAUUCCUCUCCUGAGCAAGGGGAAGCAGAGAGUGACAGGCGGAUAAUGUCAUGAGGGCUGCAGGCUGACUUCACAGUCCUGCUGGGUCUACCUAUCUACGACUCGCUUGUCUCCAGCCUCCGCUCUCAUAGAACAAUGCGUGACUGAAGAGUUCUAUUACUGGUCUGGGUUUAGCUGAUGCUGUUCGUUGAGUCAGGAAAAAUCCAAGGCAGUGCAUGUGUUGAUGCUCCUGGACCACAGGGAGCUGAUACUCAGUCCAGUGGAUGCGGAGGUCUGGCUGGAGCUCCAGGUGCAAAGGCUCGGUCUGGCCCUGGCUCAGAUUCUCUCCCGCAUCCAGCAGGUCUUUUGCAGGAUGGGUAGCCCGAGUGCAGCCUCAUUCUAAUUCCCAGAGGCAGAGAAAUUGCCCUUAUCCUGCCAAGCAUGGAAGGGGCAGCUCGGGGAGCUAUGAUUUUUUUUGCCAAAUGAAUUUACUGAUGCCCCCGUAGUUAGUGGAUGUGACUUUCUUAUGUCUUGGGAUUCAGAAAAGAGACUGAAUAUUUGAAAAAGGAGAAGGGACUCCAUUUUUAGCUAAAGUCCCACAGGUACGUGGGAUGGUAUUCCCGUGCCAGCAGGAUGCUAGGUAAUCAAAGCAGAGCAUGGGCUCAGAGAAGUGAGUUUGGCUAGACUAAGCUAUUGGGAUCGAUUUUUCCAAAAGGUCAUCAGAAUCUGAGGGCCCAGAUUUCACCUCUACCCUCUUUUUUAUUUUUUGUCUUUUUGAGACAGGAUCUCACUAUGCAGUUUAGAUUGAUCAUGAGCUCACUUUGUAGCCCAGGCUGGUUUUGAGUUUGCAACAAUUCUCCUGCCUCAACCUCCUGAGUGCUGGGAUUACAGGCUUGUGCCAGCAGCCCAGCUCUUCUCCACCCUCUUAAGGGACAGUAGGGCUUCACUUACGCUCACUAGGAAGUUCCCAUUUCCUUGCCAAAUGGAGAAAAUUAAGCUCUGAUGUGGCACUUCCACUGUGGGGGAGAAGCAAUCCUGCCCAUCAUUAAGAAAAAUACCCACAUUUAUAGUUUGGGAGACACCAGUACUUACUAGUAUCUGCUGAUGUUAAAGAUCACAGGGCAAAAGCUUAUCUGUUACUUAAAAAACUAGGAAAGUGGUCAUCAUCUGAUCUAACUUGGGACAAAGAUUUCCAGGUUGGAAAGUGGGUACCACACAUGUCCGGUGAGCUCCAUGGCUUUGCUUUCUGUCCUCAGACAUGUAAAUCGGUGCGCUGCUGCGUGGAAAGCUGGAAAGCGCUGUGUGUGUUUGAAAGGUGCGUGGCUGCUUCCACUUUCAUCUCAUGAGAACCAGUGUAGCACUUUUUUUCUCAUUGUAGAAUCAAACUACAGAUUUUAGAGUAGGAAAUGAGAAUCCUGCUCUGUGUUUCAGUACUUUUUUUCUUCUGUCCCCACGGCUGCCCCUGCCCCUGCCACUUGGCACGGCGUGGCAGCGCACGUAUCUCUGCUUGUGUAGUUUGGGCUGUGCACCAGCUCUCUUGGAGAAGCCAUGGUGGAAGUGUGAGGCCCAGGAAGAGCAGGCUCCUGGCAGGCUGCGGCUCUGUGCCCCCAGCCACUCCACCACCAGUGGAGGCUCCCGUCCCAGCAUCUCCAAGGCUCCUGCAUUUGCUCUUUAAUUUUUUAAAAAUUUUCUUACAUGCAAAUCAAAUCCAUCUUCCCCGUUGUGACAACUCUUCCCAGGCCUUCAGUUUAUUUUUUGUUGAACCUCGAGUCUCACAAUGCUAAAUUACCACUAAACCACAGCCCAUGCCUGCCCCCAAGGCUUUCCUUUCUCUCUGUCCCUCCUUCCCUAGGGCAAGCACUCAGCACAGAGCUGCAUCCCAUACAUCCCCAGCCCUUUGUAUUUUGAGGUAAGGUCUUGCUGAAUUGUGUAUGCUGGCCUCUACCAUGCAGUCCUCCUGUCUCAGCCUCGAGAGCAGCUAGGAUUACCUAUUUGCCACCCAUGCCCAGUUUACUGAUGUCUUUUGAGAUUGGAAAUUUAUGUGUGAAAGGCAAGUCACUUUGUAUCCUAAAGGAAAACUGAUGCUGAACGCAUUCAGUGUUGGGCUCCUGCAUCUAGAUUGCUUCCUCGCAUAGCCUGAAGUCUGCACUUCCUCGGAAGUGCCAGUGUGUGUCCUUGCUCUGCUUCAGUGGGGUGUGUUUCCAGCGUGUAGUCUUUAUCUGGGCAGCUGCACCUUCCAUGAAGGCUUAUUUAUAGCUCAGUCCCUCCUGCCCUUUCAGAACACUUCAGCCCUGUGAGUUCAGGAGCUGGAUGUGGACGUGUAGGCAGCAUCGCAGCUGGUCAGCAAGUCUUUCUGAAGAAGCCUAUCCAUGUAGAUAAGAAUUUAAAGUGGAUUCAUAAGUGGCGACUGCAUAUAUCAUGUAUAUUUUUAUUUCUAAAUGUGGGUAUGUUCUGCUAUAUCUCUUGGCCUUCUAAAGGUGUACUUCGGGAGUCAUAUAUAUGUAUUAUAUUAAACAAACAUGGACCUUAUCUAUCCUUUGUUAAUGAGUAAAUUAUUCAAUAAAGUAGACUUGGAAAUGCAACACAAA
This is a messenger RNA of Cavia porcellus (domestic guinea pig), 6347 nucleotides long. It is a transcript of the gene Mylk4, whose product is annotated as myosin light chain kinase family member 4. NCBI's taxonomy places the organism in Eukaryota, Metazoa, Chordata, Mammalia, Rodentia, Caviidae. The record is from RefSeq and is a predicted model, not a curated record. Gene Ontology annotation, biological process: protein phosphorylation. The transcript has 16 exons. The coding region runs from base 282 to 2309 and encodes 675 amino acids. Gene Ontology annotation, molecular function: ATP binding; myosin light chain kinase activity.